Zalophus californianus (California sea lion) is the source of this 1719-nucleotide messenger RNA. Its product is annotated as extensin-like. The transcript has a single exon. The record is from RefSeq and is a predicted model, not a curated record. NCBI's taxonomy places the organism in Eukaryota, Metazoa, Chordata, Mammalia, Carnivora, Otariidae. The coding region runs from base 1 to 1719 and encodes 572 amino acids.
AUGGACGGCUGUCCCCAGCCAGCCCCGCUGUGGGCCACCCAGCCCCCGAGGCACCAAGAGCUGUCCCCAGCCAGCCCCGCUGUGGGCCACCCAGCCCCCGAGGCACCAAGAGCUGUCCCCAGCCAGCCCCGCUGUGGGCCACCCAGCCCCCGAGGCACCAAGAGCUGUCCCCAGCCAGACCCGCUGUGGGCCACCCAGCCCCCGAGGCACCAAGAGCUGUCCCCAGCCAGCCCCGCUGUGGGCCACCCAGCCCCCGAGGCACCAAGAGCUGUCCCCAGCCAGCCCCGCUGUGGGCCACCCAGCCCCCGAGGCACCAAGAGCUGUCCCCAGCCAGCCCCGCUGUGGGCCACCCAGCCCCCGAGGCACCAAGAGCUGUCCCCAGCCAGCCCCGCUGUGGGCCACCCAGCCCCCGAGGCACCAAGAGCUGUCCCCAGCCAGCCCCGCUGUGGGCCACCCAGCCCCCGAGGCACCAAGAGCUGUCCCCAGCCAGCCCCGCUGUGGGCCACCCAGCCCCCGAGGCACCAAGAGCUGUCCCCAGCCAGCCCCGCUGUGGGCCACCCAGCCCCCGAGGCACCAAGAGCUGUCCCCAGCCAGCCCCGCUGUGGGCCACCCAGCCCCCGAGGCACCAAGAGCUGUCCCCAGCCAGCCCCGCUGUGGGCCACCCAGCCCCCGAGGCACCAAGAGCUGUCCCCAGCCAGCCCCGCUGUGGGCCACCCAGCCCCCGAGGCACCAAGAGCUGUCCCCAGCCAGCCCCGCUGUGGGCCACCCAGCCCCCGAGGCACCAAGAGCUGUCCCCAGCCAGCCCCGCUGUGGGCCACCCAGCCCCCGAGGCACCAAGAGCUGUCCCCAGCCAGCCCCGCUGUGGGCCACCCAGCCCCCGAGGCACCAAGAGCUGUCCCCAGCCAGCCCCGCUGUGGGCCACCCAGCCCCCGAGGCACCAAGAGCUGUCCCCAGCCAGCCCCGCUGUGGGCCACCCAGCCCCCGAGGCACCAAGAGCUGUCCCCAGCCAGCCCCGCUGUGGGCCACCCAGCCCCCGAGGCACCAAGAGCUGUCCCCAGCCAGCCCCGCUGUGGGCCACCCAGCCCCCGAGGCACCAAGAGCUGUCCCCAGCCAGCCCCGCUGUGGGCCACCCAGCCCCCGAGGCACCAAGAGCUGUCCCCAGCCAGCCCCGCUGUGGGCCACCCAGCCCCCGAGGCACCAAGAGCUGUCCCCAGCCAGCCCCGCUGUGGGCCACCCAGCCCCCGAGGCACCAAGAGCUGUCCCCACCCAGACCCGCUGUGGGCCACCCAGCCCCCGAGGCACCAAGAGCUGUCCCCACCCAGACCCGCUGUGGGCCACCCAGCCCCCGAGGCACCAAGAGCUGUCCCCACCCAGACCCGCUGUGGGCCACCCAGCCCCCGAGGCACCAAGAGCUGUCCCCAGCCAGCCCCGCUGUGGGCCACCCAGCCCCCGAGGCACCAAGAGCUGUCCCCAGCCAGACCCGCUGUGGGCCACCCAGCCCCCGAGGCACCAAGAGCUGUCCCCAGCCAGCCCCGCUGUGGGCCACCCAGCCCCCGAGGCACCGACAGUCACAAGGGAGAGCAGGUCAGAAGCAGCCACCCAGAACCCACAAUUUAUUACCGAGGCUUUCCAGGAGUGGGGCGGGGAAAGUCUGACUGGCUGGGGGGCCUCCUCCCACUGCUCUGGUCCUCACCGACUUCGAGCCCCGUGAGGCCCUGA